AUGAAGAUACUACAUACUUACCGAGGACUCCUAAGAAGUGUUCGUCGAUUACCCUUAGAUGUUAUAACACUUGAGCGGGCAAAAUCAGAGCUUAAGAAUCGGUUCAAGGAUAGCCAUGGUCCUCAAAGUUCAUUGGUAACCAAGUGGCAGGCCACUUUCGAUGCCAUAUUACUUCGUCAUGAUUAUAGUCGAAUUAAUGACGUCUUUGAUGAUUUAUUUAAAAAGAGAACCCGAAACAGCAUGUCCAAAUGGUUGUAUCAACUUCGAGAAACCGACUAUUUGAAGUUGAAACCGUACUGGCCCCAGGUGGAAUUGAUCCAAGAAAUCAUAGACAAUGAGAGUAACGUUGUGACCAAAUAUGACCAGAAGUUAGCUCGACAACGAACAAAUGAUAUUUGUGUGUAUGAUUUCUUGAAAUUGGACAAGCAAAGGAAUAAUAGUGUUGAGAUGUAUGAUCUUUCACCUAUUAAAAGGCAAUUGGAAGUACCCACUGAUUCAUACAAAUGCAUAGUGGAAAGAGCUAAAGAAUUGUUUGAUUUCUUAAUGAAAAAUCACUCUCGACUUGAUAUUUCCAACAAAGUUGCAAACUUUGAAAUGAUAUAUGAACCGACAACCACUGGACUUCCAUGGUCAGCUGAUUAUCGUGAUCUGAGAUUAAGGAAACAUAUUAGUAACAUCAAAUUGUUAUUUGAGUCUAACCUUCCAAUGAAACAAGAUGAUUUGGCACAACUUUCGUCUAUAAUGUUGGAUCCUAACUUUACCAUUAAUCCAAUAUUCUACAAGGUAAUGAUUCGUGAGAGAGAAAAGGCUUUAGAAACCCCCCCAAACCCUUUAGUUUCCAAACAUCUUCAAUUGAAACAAUUGUUGGUUCAAUAA
Lizanozyma spartinae is the source of this 876-nucleotide messenger RNA. RefSeq lists its product as uncharacterized. Lineage: Eukaryota; Fungi; Ascomycota; Pichiomycetes; Serinales; Debaryomycetaceae. The transcript has 2 exons. The record is from RefSeq and is a predicted model, not a curated record. The coding region runs from base 1 to 876 and encodes 291 amino acids.